UUGAUUUGAUGUCCCUCUUCAGUGCCCCAGACUCUUGGUCAGUUUUGGCGUUUUGUGAUUUGUGAUGAUUAAAUCUAUUGCCUAGAUUAAAAAUGAGCAAAAAUCAUUCAGAUCUCUUUAAGGAAGCCAUGGCCCGGAUGAAUGCCUUUGGAUCAGGGAGAUCUAGUGGUGAAAGGGAUCAUAGUAGGUCUACCCUCUUUUGGACUGAUAAAGGGGCUGCAAAACCAAAGAAGGAAUUCAAACCGAACAUCUCAUUAUCAGUUCGGCAGCGAACGACUCGUGAGGCACCAAAACAGAACAUCAAAGUGAAUAAGGCUGCUGAGAGUCAAUUAGCACGAGAAGAUGUCUUGGAUGAUUCUGAACUGGAUGAUGGUUUUGACAAUAACAUGGUAACACAGUCCGUCCAACCACACAAAUCAAGUUUAGAUGCAAAUAAUGUAUCGGAGAGCAAUCCAGCCAUUACAGCAGAAGGAGGGGUCACCGCUGCAAUCAAACAGAAGACCAAAGUGAACAUCCACAAUAACGAAACUAUUUCAUUUAUUUGAAUAUUUGUUCAUUCAUUUUUUUUCAAUUUGUUUA
This is a messenger RNA of Daphnia pulicaria, 579 nucleotides long. RefSeq lists its product as uncharacterized. Bases 93 to 545 code for a protein of 150 amino acids. NCBI's taxonomy places the organism in Eukaryota, Metazoa, Arthropoda, Branchiopoda, Diplostraca, Daphniidae. The transcript has 4 exons. The record is from RefSeq and is a predicted model, not a curated record.